GGGUUUUUCUCUUUGGUAGCCAUGAACUUUUGCAAAUUCUCAAUGGUAACAAAAGUUUUGCCAUAUUCUCUUAAAUAACAUUAGUUUUUAAAAGUUUCUCUAUGGUAGCAUUGUUCUUGUAAUUAAAACUUAAUUAAAAAAAGACCUUUCCUCUUUGCUGGAAGAAGACCCAUUUGAUCAUUCAGAUGAUUCAUAUGGUGCAGUUUCUCCCACCGCUUAUCUUUGUCUAAUUCAAGCUCUUUGGCAAUGCUGGCCUCUGGCAUGCUUGAAUCAAUCUGUUAAGGGUUCUCAUCGCAAUGGGCUCAUGGGGAAAAAGGUUUAAAGAACUGACGCAAAAAAAAAGUUACUUUAAUUUUACAAUUUGUUAUAAGAAGUCCCCAUUUGAUCAAUAGAUGAUUAAACUUUACUUUUACCAUAAAAAAGUUUUAAAAAUCGAAGCCAUGGUUUAUGGCAAGAAGAGCAAGAAGACGGGUGGAGUUUAAGAGAGGAGUAAUGAAUUUCCUUUUUCUUUUAUUUAAUUAUUUAUAAUUAGGUUAAUUAGCUACUAAUUAUAAAUAUAUUGCUAUAUUAGAGAAACUUUUAAAAACUAAUGUUAUUUAAGAGAAUAUGGCAAAAAUUUUGUUACCAUUGAGAAUUUGCAAAAGUUGAUGGCUACCAAUGAGAAAAACCCAAAAAAAAGAGCGGUCAAACAAAUUAAUGCCUUACCAACUGGUAAUGCAGUAAUACAACUCAAUUCCUAAUACUGCGCAGUCGUUAACAUCCCAAAAAAAAAAAAUUGCUAGAAGGAGAAGCAGCGCCGAUUUGGCCGGAAAAUCACCCUCACCCAGCGUAUAUUAAUAUUAAUGCAGUUAAACAAUGACACCCAGCCUCAUUGAGUCGGACUCCAUUUUAUUGGUGCAGAUUGAAAUGGAGGAAGAACUGCAACUGGUUGAGUUAAACAAUGGAGUCAAAAUUCCAUCCGUUGGUCUCGGCACAUACGAAGCCCCUCCACAUAUUGUUGCUGCUGCCAUUAAGAUUGGAGUUGUUUUGAAGGAGCUGUUUGAAGAUGGCACUAUCAAGCGAGAAGACUUGUUUAUUACCUCCAAACUCUGGAACUUUGAUCAUGAGGCAGAAGAUGUGCCAAAGGCACUAGAAACAACUUUGAGUGACCUUCAACUUGACUACUUGGAUCUAUACCUUAUCCACUUUCCAGUAAAGGAGAAAAAGGGAUUCCGUUACAACAAUCCAGAAAGAUUCAUUCCAACAGACAUACCUAGCACAUGGAAAGCAAUGGAGGCGUUGUAUGAUUCAGGUAAGGUCCGAGCCAUUGGAGUUAGCAAUUUCUCUACAAAGAAACUAGACGAGCUUCUCCAAGUUGCGCGUGUUCCUCCUGCUGUAAACCAAGUUGAAUGUCACCCUAUGUGGCAACAGGAGAAGCUGCAUCAUUUUUGUAGAUCAAAAAACAUACAUCUAUCUGGUUAUUCACCAUUGGGGUCUACAAUUCCUGAAGGAGACAGGAAUAAAAGCCUUCUUGCCAAUCCUAUUCUCAAUAAGCUUGCAGACGAACUAGGCAAAUCUGCGGCCCAGGUAGCUCUUCGUUGGGGACUUCAGAUGGGGCAUAGUGUAUUGCCUAAAACCUCCAACGAAUCGAGGUUGAAGGAAAAUAUGGAUGUUUUUAGUUGGUCUAUACCAGAUAACUUGCUCUGUAAAUUUUCUGAAAUUAAGCAGGAAAAAUUUGAGAAAGCAGUGUAUUUGGUGCACGAGGCAUCUGCUGGGUACAAGACUCUUGAAGAACUAUGGGAUGAGCAAGUCUGAAAUUCUGAAUGUUCAACAUUUGAGAACUUUACAAGUGUAUCAUAUUUUUGACAUUAUUUUAUUUUAUUUUUCACCCGGAAGAUGGUUGCUUAGAAAUUUCUGUAGAGAAAGUUCAUUCCAAUACCACAGCUAUGCAAGUUUUAGUAUAUUACCCAAUUUUUAAGCCUAGAUUGGUACCAAGAACAAAAUUCUUAUAAUAUACAAGUAGUCUUACGUCA
This is a messenger RNA of Spinacia oleracea (spinach), 2012 nucleotides long. RefSeq names its product NADPH-dependent aldo-keto reductase, chloroplastic. Gene Ontology annotation, molecular function: oxidoreductase activity. The record is from RefSeq and is a predicted model, not a curated record. The transcript is spliced from 6 exons. NCBI's taxonomy places the organism in Eukaryota, Viridiplantae, Streptophyta, Magnoliopsida, Caryophyllales, Amaranthaceae. The coding region runs from base 856 to 1794 and encodes 312 amino acids.